This is a messenger RNA of Pseudogymnoascus verrucosus, 3287 nucleotides long. RefSeq lists its product as uncharacterized. The coding region runs from base 124 to 1743 and encodes 539 amino acids. Gene Ontology annotation, biological process: regulation of DNA-templated transcription. Gene Ontology annotation, molecular function: zinc ion binding; DNA-binding transcription factor activity, RNA polymerase II-specific. NCBI's taxonomy places the organism in Eukaryota, Fungi, Ascomycota, Leotiomycetes, Thelebolales, Thelebolaceae. The record is from RefSeq and is a predicted model, not a curated record. The transcript is spliced from 2 exons.
CGCCUCCUCCUGCAACAGUGUUAGCAAUCAUGGUUUAUAAUUUUUGCCUCACUGUAAUAUUGAUGACUUCUUAUAUGUCAAGCUGGACUUCUUCUUGAAAAAGUACAGAAUGAUCCGAAUGUAAUGCUAUAUUCGUCGAUUUCUCUCUCACCGUUGAAGCCACGCAUAAUGGCAAGGGUAGGCGGGCAUGUUCCAGGUUCGAGCGCAAGGUGCGAUGAAUGCAGAAGGCGCCGAAAAAAGUGUGAUCUCUUAGAACCGCAAUGCGGGCGCUGUAAAAAAAGUGGGAUCAGAUGUAGUGGUCCUAAGCAAGCGGCGAUCUUCGUUCAUCGUCAUGCCGACUCUUUCAACGCUCACACCCAACGGGGAGCACUGAUCCAAGCAUAUCAGCAACGCGGAGCCACUAUGGAGCAUUCGGGGCAGUUUUUUGAUACUACUAUGCUUUGGAUUCGAUAUUUGCGAUGUCUUCUCGCAGAGCGCCAAUGGUCUUCCUCACUCACCCUCGACGAAAAUGUUGGGCUAUCUUACAAAACCUCCUACGAACUUGUAUAUCAGACACUUCUGAACGACUUUAGGCCUAAAAAUCAAGGAAUCUUUAGUGGCGACCGUAUAGAAGGCAUAGGAACGAAGCACUAUUCGAACAUUGCGACUUGCGUUCGGGCUCUGCUUCCACUCUCAAGCCUGCGUAUUCCGACACUGGACCAUUCGCUGCUCAGCCUCUUGAGCUUGUAUUAUGGGAGCUUGCAUGGUGACGCUGGUUUGGAGGAGUUUGCCUACUCAAGCUACACUAUAGCAUUGGGGCAAUAUUCCCUCCUCCUAAACCGCUUCUUGUCCAAAGACACGGAAGUAUCUACGCCUGCCUACCAAGCGUUUGUAUACAUAUCGAUCUCGAUGCUCAUGUUUGAACACUUAAGAGCGGCGGCGACUCAGAGCGCUGAAUAUCUGCCGCACAUGCAAGGCGCCCUGGCAGCUUUACAGGCCUGUGGACCACAGCCUCUGCUAACAUCAUGUGGCAUGCAAAAGGCAUUCUGUGGUCUUCGUGGCGUUGCAGUUUUCACUGCCAUAGAACAACGAGAGCAGACAUUUUUAGCUGAGCCGGACUGGUUAAACAUCCCUUUCGAGAACGUUAUCAAAUCGACACGCGACCGCUUGACAGACAUAGGAGUACACAUCCCAAACCUGCUGCAGUGUUUCGAUCUGUUUUCCGCCAAUACUACCACUGGGUAUACCGAUCGAGACUUUGAGACCGGAAUGUCUCUGCUUACACAAAUUACCGACUUGGAGCAAAAAUUUGAAGGGUGGCUAUCCGCGCUCGAAACCACAACUUCGGAACCGCUAUACUGGUCCCGCAGUUUGCCUACGACACUUGAUCGCAAACACCAUGACCCUGAAUGUGUGCCAAAAUACUCCAACAAGUUCCAUCAACUUGUCUUCCAUUCGGGGCCAGUUGCUGGUCUACUUGUUCACUACUGGAGUUUCCGCCUACAGCUUGGUAUGACUUCAAUUAAGUUGCAGCAGAGUUUGCUCAGCCAUGUCGGCCAGGUGCCAGAGCUGAUGCUGGUCCAAGAAAAAUUAUCUCAGGACCUGCGGAGUCAACAAGAAUCAGCUGAUAGUACUGCACAGCUUAUCCUUGGAGCAGAGCCGUCACUUAGCAGCUGUUUCGAAGGGUUUGUAUGCCUACAACCGCCUCUUAGAAUUGUGACCAGCUAUUUCGAGAGCUUGAAUCCACCACUGGCGGUCGUCUGAAAUCCUACAAACAUAGACUAUUUUGUGUAUUGGAGUUGAGCACAUAUGAAUAAUAUACAAAGGACUGGGGUUUAGAACGGAAGCAAACAGCUGGUCUCACGAAGAAAACGGACAAGAGGGAGAAACUCUGCUCUAACCCAAGCACUGUGUGUUAUCAAACAGACUGAUUGUUAACUAAAUUCCCAUUCGGAUAUCUUCCAUAUCUAGGCCACUUUUGGUAGCAAGAGCGGAGACCAAUCCUCGUUUCUGAUGUACUGCUCAAUUCUAGUUACCGGGACAUCGAAGUCGAGCUUUGCAAGCGAGAAAAGUUAGUUCAGCAUACAGCAACAUGUGUUUAUUUGUUUUCGCCUGACACUUACUUGUUGGACGGUAAUGAUGGACGGAUCACCACCAUCAUAGCCGAAGUCUUGGGAAUAUGCGUACAUCUCGGCGAUCUCUUCCCCGUACCCCCCUGGUGCGAGUUUAGAGUGCUCCAACACCGUCGUCUUUUCAAAGGUGGCUGGGACGCCUGUGACCUUGCUCCAAAGCUUGACAUAGUCGGACCAGGUAAGUCGAUCACCGAAGGCCAUGAGAUUUGUACCGGCUGGUAGCUUUGUGAGAGCCUUGACGAAAUGACCUGCGUCGGAGGGAACAACGAGAGGGAUUGGAACGUCACCAUUACCAGGGACUCGCAGUAUCAUCGACCCAUCCGUGCGCUAUUUACACGUUAGAGAGGGAUUCUUGGAACGAAAGAUGGAUCAAUAUAAAAACCUUUUCCCAAGGAACAGAGGACUGACCCCAUUUCCAAUUGGUGACAUAUAGGCCCAUCUGGAGAAUCGACAUCUUCUUGGCCAGUUGUGGGUGUACACUAUUGAUAUAGUCGACUACAUGCGCCUUUGAGUCGAAGUGGAAGACGCCCUUAUACUUUCCUCCACUCCAUUUUGUCGCGGCUGAUAAGGAAGACCAAACGAACAAGUCGAGAUUAUCUACUGUGGCGACAGCAUCAGCGAUAUUUUUCCCCUGCUGCAGCUCCUUCUCAUAACACCACUCUCGAAGAGUCUGGCCUGCUGAAAGCUUGGCCACAUGUGCUUCAGCUGGGUUUGAGAAUGCCUCUGAGAACGCGGUGUUUCCAUACACAAUGGAAGCCCCUUGGACAGCAGCCUUGAUGGAGUCGACAUCGUCUACAUCUCCCUUGACUAUUUCAAUGCCCUUGGCAGCGAGAGCUUUGCUUGCAGGCUUAGAAGGAUCUCGAGUAACACCCCUUAUCUUCCAUCCACCAUCGUUGAGGAAGACAUUUGCAACAGAAGAGCCCUGUGGGGAUCUAGUUAGAAAUUGGCUUCCCCGAGGAAACAAAGGCAGGAAUUAAGAUGUCGACGUUCAAUGACAACAAUAAGAAAAGCCAAGCAUACCUCAUUGCCAGUGAUGGCGAUAAUCACAAUGAGUUUUGUCAUAUUGCUAGAAGUUGAUACACAAUAUAUAGGGAUGCAAAUAUUUUGAGCUAUGUGUGUAAUCUUGCUUCCAAAGACAGCCCAAUUUAUAGAAAAUGCUACCCCGCUAGUUCAGAU